Messenger RNA from Carya illinoinensis, 2235 nucleotides. Its product is annotated as eukaryotic translation initiation factor 5B-like. The record is from RefSeq and is a predicted model, not a curated record. The transcript is spliced from 3 exons. Lineage: Eukaryota; Viridiplantae; Streptophyta; Magnoliopsida; Fagales; Juglandaceae. The coding region runs from base 277 to 1827 and encodes 516 amino acids.
ACCCUUGGCUUCCUGCCAAGGAAAAACAUAUUGAAGGAAAGCAAACAACUAUUGCCGUUUUAAAGUGCCGCAAAUACCUCAUUAAGAAGCAACGAAUAUUGAAUAUGCUUUACUCAUCUUGUUUCUCAUUUUGAAAUCCUUCUGACCAAUCAUGAAAGUCCCCAUAUCUAUCCAAUUACUUGUUCUUCAUCAACUCUACACUAAACAUCUCUCAUUCACCCAAAAAGAGAAGGAAAAACGAAAACAUUGAAGGAGAAGAAGAAAGGAAAAUCAGCUAUGGAACUGGAAUUGGGACUCAAGAUCGCCAAAACGAGGGAUGAGCUCACUUCCAUGGCUGAAUUUCAGUUUGCUAAAGAUCGUACCGGUCCUGUUUUCUUGUCUAGUGAAGAUGACAACAUGUUCAUCCUCACUGUCCACCUCAAAGGUUUUAGGAGAGACAACAUAAAUAUCAAGAUAAACGAAGAUGGGACACGAAUUACAGUUCAUGGAGAGAAACGGGUCCAGCAGACAGUGAUGAUAGGUUGGAUACUACACAAGAAAGGGGUGGAGCUCAGGGUGUUUAAAAAGGUUUUCAAAAUUCCUGAUGUGGUGGUUUUGGAUAGAAUCAAGGCUAAGUUCAACGAAGAAGAAUCAAUCUUGACAAUCAUCAUGCCAAAAAGGGAAAAAGGAAUCCGUGGGGACGGGAUUGAGGAAGUGAAGGAAGAUGAAGUUGGGAGAAAGACAGGAAAAUCAGAAAGGGAUCAAAUUGUAGAUAAUGAGGUUUCUGAAAGAGACAAGGAUGGAGUAAUGGAGGAAUCUAAAGAGGCUGAGAUUAAGAGAAUGGAUGAAACCGACCCAGUUGUGGUGAAAGAGACAUCAGAAAUGACUAAGAUUGUUGAAGAGGUUCCCAGAAAAGACACUGGUGGAGAGAGAGUUUAUGAGAAAAGUAAAGAGACCGAGAUUCUUCGUCAACCUGAAGAAGAUGAGGCUGGUAAAAGGGGGCUUGAACUUGAAGCAACAAAAACGGUAGUCAAGGAGUUUCCUGAGAAAGAAUACAUUGGAGAGAAAGUACUGGAGAAAUUUGAACAGCCCAAGAUGAAAAAGGUAGAACAAACUGAUGGGGUUGUCAAAGAAAAGGUUGGGAGAGGGAAACCAGAAACAGUGACUAAAGGAGAGAAAGAAGCUCGAGAGCCUAAGAGUAAAAUUGCAAAAGAAAAUCAACCGAUUGUUGAAACAUUAGAAAAGAUGAAGGAGAUUACGCAUGAAAGAGAAUUGGGAGAAGUUGCUCCCAAAAAUCUAGAAACAAUGCUAAAUUCUAAACAUCCAGAAGUGGCAACCAUGAAACCUACGAUCGAAACUUGGAGUAAAGAGCUUCCUACAUGGACAGAGCAGACAAAGAAACAGGAGAUUCAAGAGGUAGAGAAAGUAGAAGCCAAUGCAAUGGAAGAAGAAAAGAGUACAAAGGAUGAACCUGGUUUAGCAGAACAUGAAAUUAUUCAAGUACCACACGAUCUGAUGUCACAUAUAGAUGUACAAGAGUUAACAAAAUCCAAAGCUGAUCAAGAAGAAUCAGAACAGGCAGAAACUCUGCAACGACAACAACCUGUUGAGCAGCUUGGCAAAGAUGAAGUUACAAAACUAGAGAAAACUAACAGUUUGGGUAACGAAAUUCAAGAAGCGAGUAAGGAAGGAAGCCUUCAAGAGAAAGAAGGUGAAUCAGAACAAGAGAAAGAUCUUGGCAAGGGAGCAACUCCGGCUAGUGAAUCAGAAGAAGAAAAAGAUCUUGGUGAAGGAGCAACUCCGGAGAAGAAGCCCGUUUCAAGAAGGUGUGCCAAAGUCCAGAGGUAGCAUGACAAAUCUUAAAAGCACAUUAGUUGGACCCCAUAAAUAGUGGGUAUUAUUUCUGUUAAAGUAUCUACUGCAACUACAUCAUAUCCCUCAAGCUCCAGCUCUACAAAUUGUGCACACAAUGAGUGUCCAAGAAGUACCAUUACCAAUAUGGCAAGAGUACCUCUUCAAGAUCAUGACAGCAAGCCUCCAGACAGCAAGCCUUGCAAAUAUGGAAGCUCACACUUAAGGCAAGUCUUUGCAAGAAUCAUGGAUCCUACAAAAUCUGCUAUAUAACUCUGUAAUCCCAUUGAUUCAGCAAAUCAAUCUUAUUUAUGUUAAUUGUAUUAUUUGCUUCCUUGUAUAGAAAAUAAUGUGCAUCUCUCAAGAGUGUAUCUUUUGAUUCUUUUAUUGACUUGUACAAACUAU